Messenger RNA from Salvia miltiorrhiza (redroot sage), 1316 nucleotides. Its product is annotated as BAG family molecular chaperone regulator 1-like. The transcript is spliced from 5 exons. The record is from RefSeq and is a predicted model, not a curated record. Gene Ontology annotation, molecular function: protein-folding chaperone binding; adenyl-nucleotide exchange factor activity. Gene Ontology annotation, biological process: protein stabilization. NCBI's taxonomy places the organism in Eukaryota, Viridiplantae, Streptophyta, Magnoliopsida, Lamiales, Lamiaceae. Gene Ontology annotation, cellular component: cytoplasm. Bases 392 to 1165 code for a protein of 257 amino acids.
CUGUUUGCUAUCCAUACAUUUUCUUUACAUGGCUGAUCACUCUCUUUCUUCUGCAGUCUUGUUUCUCCAGCCAACCGGAGAGAGAGAGAGAGAGACAGACAGACCACCCUACUAAACAAAGCUUAAUAAUCAUUUAAUGGUUGUUUUUUUUAUUCAAUCAUUUCUUGGCUGACAUUGAUUUUCACGACGAAUCUCCACCGACCUAAUCGAUUGAAUAUAUAUUCUUGGCAGAGCGAGAUAUAUACAGUUAGCCGUCAGGAUCCGGACAGUGAUUAUUUCAUGUAAGAAACGGAUUGGAUACAUAGCCUCCCAUUCUAAAUCACCUGGAUAUCUCAACAAUCUAUUUAAUUAGUAGCACAGAGUUGUGUGUGUGUCGGCAAGGAAUUGGAAAAUGACGAGCAUCAAUCCGCAAACCAACGGCGGCUUGGGCUUGAGAGAGUGGGAGCUGAGGCCCGGCGGAAUGCUGGUCCAGAAACGCACCGACGCCGACCAAAACCGCGUGCCGCCGCCCACCAUCCGCGUCCGGGUGAAAUACGCUUCGAUUUAUCACGAAAUCCAUAUCAGCUCACAAGCCACAUUCGGGGAGUUGAAGAAGAUGCUGACGGGGCGGACGGGGCUGCACCACGAGGAUCAGAAGCUGGUAUUCAAGGAGAAAGAGCGAGAUUCCAAGGCAUUUCUGGACACUGCGGGCGUUAAGGACAAAUCGAAGAUGGUGUUGGAGGAGGAUCCCAUUAGCCAAGAGAAGAGGUAUUUGGAGAUGAGGAAGACCGCCAUUUUCGAAAAGGCUGCUAAAAUUGUCUCCCAGAUCAGCUUAGACCUCGAUCGGCUUGCUGCCCAGGUUUCAGACCUGGAAUCUGCGAUUUCUAGAGGUGGGAAGGUGGCUGAGAAGGAUGUGGUGAGUCUGGUGGAGUUGCUGAUGAACGAGUUGCUCAAAUUGGAGAGCAUCACUGCUGAUGGUGAUGUCAAACUACAGAAGAAAAUGCAGGUGAGGAGAGUGCACAAGUAUGUGGAAGCUCUUGAUUUGAUGAAGAUGAAGCUAGUGGCUGUGCAGCAACAGCAAGCGGUGGUGAUCACCACGCACUGGGAGACGUUCGACUCGAUUCCAACGACAUCGAAACAAGGCCAGGAGGGGCAACCUAGUAAUUUCACAUGGAAUUUGCUUUGAGUAGAGACUUGUGUGCUUGCUUUCUAUCAACUCUCCUAUUCUUUUGUGUAUUUCAUGUGUCCUUGUGAGACUACUAUUGUUACGUUGUUAAUUGCUCUCAUAAUCACUUCUAAGUUGAACCUUCUUAGAUAUAAUAUCGUGUUUAAGUCAA